AUGGCUUCAAGACCCCCGACCUGCGCGUUCUCAACAGAUCUGUGGGUUGAUCAAGAUCCUCUUCUUCACCCGACGCUACCAGCCGCCUCUAACGUGCAUCGAUGCGCAGUUCUGGAAUGGGCGGCUCGGCUUCUAUCACACCCGCACAAGGGUUUCUAUUUUUGGAUAGAAACUGUUCGUGGCAUUUUAAAGCAUUUGUCUAUACCCCAUGUUGCGCUUGCAUCGCAUAGCGCGGGAACAAUUUACCCGCACAAUACCGUGUUACUGGUAUUAUCCAUCCACAACGACCCUUUGCUGCAUUUUUGGCACUCUCGAGUGCCUUUAAUGCAGCUUGCUCAAAUGCUUCCCAAGCAAUCAUUCAGUCCCUGGAGCGAAAUAUCCCGCUUUUUCAUUCUUAAAGGUGCCCCUCUACUGUUAUCCAGCAGUGUUGCUAUAGAUAAACUUCGCUCUCUUUGGCCUGGUACCAACAACGCACCUUCAUUUUCUUUGCGGGAACGGCAAAAGAAAAACGGAGUCUCAACCAAUACCCAAAUUGAAAUUGAAGAAUGCAUACUACGAGUCAUCUUCAAAGAAAGCGUUAUAGCGGCGAAUGCCGAAGCAUUGAUCUGCAUCAAAAAGCGGCCCCCGGGCGCUUGGGGGAAAUGUGAGGAUUACGAUGAAUUUAGAGCGAUGUCAUGGUUGGAAAGCAAGGCCAUGCUUACUUUGAAGAGUGCUGGGAAAGAAAGAAAGGGGUUUGGUGACGUGGUGGAAUUUGAAUCAGCCAUUGUCCAAGAUACAGAUCAUGAGAGCGUAUUAUCGUCGGUUGAUGCUCUCGAGGGAAUUCUCUGUGAGGUCGGGUACUCACUCAUUCCAAAAGGACAUCGGCCGAAGAUAGCAUUUAUAAAAUAA
Coccidioides immitis RS is the source of this 888-nucleotide messenger RNA. RefSeq lists its product as uncharacterized. The coding region runs from base 1 to 888 and encodes 295 amino acids. The transcript is spliced from 3 exons. The record is from RefSeq and is a predicted model, not a curated record. NCBI's taxonomy places the organism in Eukaryota, Fungi, Ascomycota, Eurotiomycetes, Onygenales, Onygenaceae.